Messenger RNA from Paramacrobiotus metropolitanus, 2183 nucleotides. Its product is annotated as carboxy-terminal domain RNA polymerase II polypeptide A small phosphatase 1-like. The coding region runs from base 543 to 1397 and encodes 284 amino acids. Gene Ontology annotation, molecular function: RNA polymerase II CTD heptapeptide repeat phosphatase activity. The transcript has 7 exons. NCBI's taxonomy places the organism in Eukaryota, Metazoa, Tardigrada, Eutardigrada, Parachela, Macrobiotidae. The record is from RefSeq and is a predicted model, not a curated record.
UCCGUGCGGAUAUGGCGUAACCACGAACUGUACUGCGUGUGGCGCCCAGUUCUACUAGUCUUUUUACCAUCGAUAGCUUUUUACACAUCCGCACAUACAGACUUCGGCGCACACGUUCACUAGCGCUUUCCGGCGUUAAGAACUUUUUCUCAUGCAAGACUGUUUUCACAACACGUCUGUGUUAAUACAUCCAAUUUAUUGAGUUCACCGGAGUCGAGACCCAGUUCACUGCAUGCGCAUAUGCUGAGGCUGCAGUACGUACUAUGCAUAGCUGUCUAACCGCGAUCACGAGCUCAGCUGGGGCUCAAAUUUGUUAUUAAGGACAAGAAAAAUACAUAAGCUGUGCGACAUUGAUUAUCCAGACGUCCCAAUUAGUGCCAUCAUUUCUGGAGCAUAUGGAAUUUUUCCCGGAUUUUCUUUACCCCAUCCCGUUAUGAAAUUAUCCCGUGGCUGAAUGCAGUGGCCCAGGCAGUGUGUGGCUGACACUCAUUUCAUCCACUUCUCCCCUGCGUUGUCCGUGUUGACUAUCCGUGCGCAGCAACAUGGACGGACCAACUUCCAUUAUUACCCAGGUCCAUCGUGAUGGGCAGGGUACUCCCAUUGAUGUUACUGGUGUUACUCUCGUCCCGGCGCAUAACAUCAAGUCGAAGAGGAAUAACAGCCGGCUUCUGCGAACGUUAUGGUGCUGUAUAAGGGCCACGCGUGGGCCCCACGGCAACCUUUAUAAACCGGAGCCGAACAGUCCGGCUGUUCGUGAUAAAGUUGUCAGCCUCCUGCCUCCGAUUCGACAAUCGGAUGUCAAUAGGAAAUGCAUUGUGAUUGAUCUGGACGAGACGCUCGUUCACAGCUCCUUUAAGCCUAUUCCCAAUGCUGAUUUUAUUGUGCCGGUGGAAAUCGAUGGGAUUGUGCACCAAGUAUUCGUGUCUAAACGGCCACAUGUGGAUGAAUUCUUGCAGAAAGUCGGCCAGUUAUACGAAUGUAUACUAUUUACUGCCAGUCUGGCGAAGUACGCGGAUCCAGUUGCCGACUUGCUGGACCGGUGGGGAGUCUUUCGUGCCAGAUUAUUCCGCGAGUCAUGUGUUUUCUACCGAGGGAAUUACGUUAAGGACCUCAGCCGGUUAGGGCGUGAACUGCACAACAUUGUUAUUGUUGAUAAUUCUCCUGCUUCGUACAUAUUCCAUCCGGAAAAUGCGGUCCCCGUCGUGUCGUGGUUCGAUGAUCCUAACGAUCGGGAGCUGCUGGAUCUGAUACCGUUUCUAGAGAACUUAAGCAGGGCCAUGGACGUAUGCCAGGCACUGCGGCAGUUCCAUGUCGGACCGACCAGUGUCUCCUUCGUCAACUAUCACGAUCCGCGUCAGAUCUCCACAUCGACGGCCUUAAAUUAUCAUGGAUCAUGAUAACGAAGUGGGAGGGAUCGGGCGAUAUGCGGUCGGAUUGCUACUCAAUCUGUCAAGUGCCAAGUAUGUCGUCAUAUUGUUGCGUCCUUGGAUUAUCGGGGGAACGGGAGUGAUCGCUUCAUUCUCGGUGUAUUAGCCAAAAAUGCAGCCAUCCGGUGGGGGAUAUGGUUGUGGAUGUGUGCGUGUGUCAGUUUUGUUGAAUAUUACCGAUAUGUGCCUGACGCGGAGCAGAAAAGAGAGGAGAUUUUAUAUUUGGGGGAUAAAUUUGUAUUUGUGUUGCUUGUAUAGAAAAUCAGAAUACGGGGUUUUAUGAUAACUACGAAUUGGUGCACGAUUGUUGCUUGCUGUUAUUUGGUGACCAAAAUGUUAGUCGGAAAGAAAGUGAGAAGGAGAGAUUUUUUGCUCUUGUAGAUUUUUUUGGAAUUUCAUGUUAAAAUUUUAAUGCUUUUUUGGGGUUUGAGUGUUUCGGGUGGGCAUUAGAUGGCGUAUGUUUAGGUGAAUGUUUUGUUAUUUUGGCGAUUUUUACGUUUUUUCUUUCUCCCUUCUUGUCCCACUGUAGUCUGCUCCGACGGUUGAUGAAAUGGCUCAAAUUUGGAUUGAAUCAGUAAUUAUUAUUUUAUUUUCUUUAUGCUUAAGAACAUUAGUCAAGUGCCAGUUGUGACAACUCUUGAUACCUAGUAGGAAAAUAGAUUAUUCCAUUACUGCGUUUACUGAAUUUAUUAAUUUUAUUUCCUUUCUUAUCUUUUUGCUUUGUUGUCAUUGUAAUAAAUGUUGCUUUGUGCCGAA